This is a messenger RNA of Cooperia oncophora, 963 nucleotides long. The record is from the annotation of a GenBank genome assembly. NCBI's taxonomy places the organism in Eukaryota, Metazoa, Nematoda, Chromadorea, Rhabditida, Trichostrongylidae.
AUGAGCUUCAAGCUCUUCAUCAUUUCCCGUCCAAUCAAGUUUGCAGAUAGUGCUUUCUUCAGAAUUUCUACUAAAGAUUUCGAUGGUUUCAGCUCUGAAACCCCUGCUGGUGGAUUUUCAAAUCCGGAUGACGGUCAGACAGCAUCGUCUCGUUGUGCUUCAAUCGAAUCGGCCACGCCACCGCCAGCAUCGAUGGAUCACUUCAAUACCGUUCUCUCAACGCUGUUCGGUAAAGGAGAACCUGCCAAAGAUGUGCGCGUGAUCAACGGGCCCUCCACCAAAAGCCACAUCGCCUGCUCCAGAGAUCCCUGGCCCUGGACAGAUCAAGUGUCGUUUGUGUGGCAUUACAGUCAGCUGCAAAAAAUCCACACACCAGUACCGCUGUGGAAAUGCCCGAAAGGCGAUUGUGAGUUCGAUCACGCGGAUUUCACCAGGGUGCGCUCGCACAUUCGCACCUCACAUCCGGAACUGCAAGGUGAAAUUCCUCGAGACAAUCGCAACUCGGUCACUGUGCCAGAAGCUCAGCGCUACCUCGCCCACUGUUAUCCUUCGAUUGACUGGGCGCACCAGUAUGCAAAUAUCUUCCCAACUAUGAAAAAGGAUGGCGGGGAACAGACACAGACGGAACUCCGAGAUCCCGGCGCCGAAUGGUAUACGGUAAUCGAUGAGAGCAAUCUGAACACGCCUGUGCAGUGCAGUGCGUGCAGGCUUAUGGUGGCCCUCAACAAGCACAGCAUCGAAGAUCACGUAAAGACGAUGCACAGCAGCGGACGACCUUACCAGUGUGGGAUUUGCAAGUACACCAGCGUCGAAGAAUGGAAAGUUCGAGUUCACGCGUCUAUCAAACAUCCGGAAACGCCAUGCCUUCAAAUGCUCACUGUAGCCUCACACAGUAAACCCUACCUCUACAUCAGAGAACUUUUCCCGGAUAUUGCAGGUGAGUUGGGCACGGUAGCGGUUUGA